AUGUCGGCCCCAAAUGAACCUUUCUAUCUUCGCUACUACUCAGGUCACUCUGGGCGGUUCGGGCAUGAGUUCCUAGAAUUUGAUUUCCGUACCCUUGGCGAUGGUCGCAGCUCCGCCGUGCGAUACGCGAAUAACUCCAACUACCGCAAUGAUUCCCUUAUCCGCAAAGAGAUGUGCGUGAGCGCGUCGAUGAUGCAGGAAGUCAAGCGUAUCAUCAAAGAGAGUGAAAUCAUGAAGGAAGAUGAUUCCAAGUGGCCGCAGAAGAACAAGGACGGACGACAGGAACUGGAGAUCAGACUCGGAAACGAGCACAUCUCUUUCGAGACCGCGAAAAUCGGCUCCCUAGUAGAUGUCACCGAGUCGGCCGAUCCUGAAGGACUUCGAGUGUUUUACUACCUUGUCCAGGACCUCAAAGCCCUCAUUUUUUCUCUCAUCUCCCUCCACUUCAAGAUCAAGCCUAUCUAA
This is a messenger RNA of Aspergillus wentii DTO 134E9, 465 nucleotides long. Its product is annotated as mago nashi family protein. Gene Ontology annotation, molecular function: ATP binding. The coding region runs from base 1 to 465 and encodes 154 amino acids. Gene Ontology annotation, biological process: RNA splicing. Gene Ontology annotation, cellular component: exon-exon junction complex; nucleus. The transcript has 7 exons. Lineage: Eukaryota; Fungi; Ascomycota; Eurotiomycetes; Eurotiales; Aspergillaceae. The record is from RefSeq and is a predicted model, not a curated record.